GGCUAUACAGAAUCUCUGAAGGCCACCUACUGCGCAACCUAUACCUGCCGAUGCAAAUGGCUGAGGCAGUGAUUCUUUCAGUUGUGAUAAAGAUUGGGGUUGCUCUAGGCAAUGAAACACUAAAGCAGGCUAGCUUGCGAUUCCAGAAUUUCAAUACACAACUAACAGAUCUUCAAGGCAGGAUGGGUCGCAUCAGAGUUGAACUAAGGCUAAUGCAUGGAUUUCUUGGCCAAGUGGACAUACAGAAUCUUAAGAAUCGAAACUAUGGAAUAUGGGUUGAGGAGUUGAGAAUGCUUGCUCACAGGAUUGAGGACAUUGUGGACGAGUAUUUGUAUCUCGUUGGUCAUAAACAUGAUAUUGGAUGGGGUGCCUAUCUUAGGAAAGGAUGCAAGAAAACAAAUUUAUCGAUUUCUCUGAACAGGAUAGCUUCAAUGGUUAAGGAAGAAGAGGUGAAUCUUGUGCACCUGUUCCAGGCUAGAAGCCGUUGGGUUUCACUUGUAGAUGGUGGUAAUUCUUGUAACUCAAGUGGCAUUAUUGAGAGGUCCCAACAUCUUGCAAGCAUUUCUCGCUCCCUCGGUGAAGAAGAACUUGUCGGGGUUGAUGAAAACCGAGGACAACUUGAGCAGUGGUUGCUGCCUAUGGAUUUGUUACACUAUGUAGUGAUAGUGCUGUAUGGAAUGGGAGGGCUUGGUAAAACAGUUCUGGCUGCAAAUGUCUACAGGAAGGAGAGAGAAAAAUUUGAUUGUCAUGCCUGGGUCUCCAUCUCUCAAACUUAUUCCACAAAAGAUGUUCUUAAAUGUCUGAUUACUGAACUUUACAGAGACAGACAAGACAUACCAGAUAACAUCAACAACAUGGGCAUUAAUGACCUUCAACAUGCAGUGAGCGCCUUCCUAAAUGACAAGAAGUAUUUGAUCAUAUUGGAUGAUGUUUGGAGUCCAGAAGCAUUUGGCGACUUGUUUGGGGCGCUUGUUCAUAAUAACAUGCAGAGUAGACUGGUAAUAACAACAAGGCAAGGCAAAGUUUGUGCACUUGCCUCUCCAGAACGUAUCUUAGCACUGACGGCAUUACCAGAAGAUAAGGCAUUGGAUCUCUUUUGUAAGAAAGCUUUUCCAAGACACACAAAUCAUAAAUGUCCCGCAGAGUUCAAUCCUUUGUCUGAGGAAAUAGUUAAGAAAUGCAGAGGUUUGCCUCUUGCUCUUGUAUCUGUUGGUAGCCUGUUGCGUGUGCGUGAGAAAUCUGUGGAAGAAUGGAGAAAAAUAAAUGAUCAAUUGAGUUGGGAGCUAAUUAAUAACCCAAGGCUCCAUGAUAUAAGGAAUAUUUUGCAUCUGAGCUACAUCUACCUUCCAGCACACUUGAAAAGUUGUUUCUUGUAUUGCAGUUUAUUUCCAGAAGACUAUAUUUUCCAAAGAAAACAACUUGCACGGUUAUGGAUAGCAGAGGGAUUCAUCGAGGGGAGAGGUGCAAGCACAUUAGAAGAAGUGGCAGAAGAAUAUAUGAAGGAGUUAGUCCACAGAAACAUGCUACAGCUUGUUGAAAGGAAUUCAUUUGGCAGGAUCAAGAAAUUCAGAAUGCAUGAUAUUAUACGUGAAUUGGCAGUUGAUUUGUGUCAAAAUGUGUAUUUUGGUGUUGCAUAUGACGAAGACAAAUGUGGCGGCUAUCUUGAGAAGGUUGGGCGUCGAUUGGUAGUACACAAACUAAAGAAGGAUAUUGAACAGGCAAUUUCAAGAAUACACCACCUUCGAUCCAUCGCUGUAAUGGACAAUAGUAUGCCCUCGUUAACUCUACUAUCUGUGCUAUCUAAGAUGUCAAGGUACAUGACAGUGCUAGAAUUAAGUGGUCUGCCUAUUGAGAAGAUUCCAGAUGCUAUCGGGGAUCUUUUCAAUCUCUGUCAUUUGGGUUUGCGUAAUUCAAAAGUGAAGAUGCUGCCAGAGUCUAUUGAUAAGCUUUCAAAUUUGAUGACGCUGGACCUUCAUAAUUCUGACAUACAAAAGUUGCCUGGUGGGAUUGUGAAACUGAAGAAGCUCAGGCACUUAUUUGCUCAGAAAUUCAAUGAUCCAUCUGGUAGAGUUUUCCAGUGGUCAAGUGGUGUAAGCAUCCUCAAGGGUCUUGGUGAACUAGCAAACUUGCAGACACUACAAGCGUUGGUACUAGAGGAUGAGUCUGUCAAACAACUGGGGGAGCUGACACAGCUGAGAAGCCUGAGGUUAGUUAAUGUGAAGGAAAUCUACUGUGGGCGUGUCUGUGGGGCUCUAGCUCAGAUGCAAUUUUUGUCCACACUACAUGUGAAUGUAAGUGAUGAGAAUGAGCGUCUCAUGUUGAAUGCCCUCCCGGCAAAACUGCAAAAGCUUUGUUUAAGAGGUCCAUUGGAUGUAGAGAGUUUAAAAGCGUCUCCUCUCUUCCAAGCUGGAGGUCAAAACUUGCAUGUAUUGGGUCUAAAUUGGUCGGGGUUGAUGGAAGACUCCCUGCCAUUCAUUUCUCGGUUGACAAAUUUGACGGAAUUGUUUUUUACCAAUGCAUACAACGGAGGGCAGCUGGUAUUUCGCGAUGGCUGGUUACCCAACCUGAAGACUCUUCAGUUACGAGACCUUCCUCAUCUGGAGCGGCUAGACAUAGAGCAAGGUGCUAUGGUGACUCUCGAAAAAUUACUCCUAGCCAACCUCAACAGCAUGAAGCACGUCCCAUCUGGUAUUCAGUUCCUUGUGACCCUCCAGCAUCUAUACUUUCUGGAAAUUAGAGCAGAAUUUUUAGAGUUACUGCGGCAAUUUCUUACAAAUGGCGAUAUCCACCCGUUUCGGUAUUCUCUGCAAGCUCGACUGAUGUUUUCUGAUCCACAAAAUGCGAUGUAAGUCAUUCACCU
This is a messenger RNA of Hordeum vulgare subsp. vulgare (domesticated barley), 2860 nucleotides long. Its product is annotated as disease resistance protein RPM1-like. Gene Ontology annotation, molecular function: ADP binding. The record is from RefSeq and is a predicted model, not a curated record. The coding region runs from base 51 to 2849 and encodes 932 amino acids. NCBI's taxonomy places the organism in Eukaryota, Viridiplantae, Streptophyta, Magnoliopsida, Poales, Poaceae. The transcript has a single exon. Gene Ontology annotation, biological process: defense response to other organism.